AUGAGGUCUUCUGGAUUUAAGACAAAACCGGUCCAUCUGAAGGUAUCAUCUGGUUAUAGAGCAACAGCACAAGCAGCUAAUGUUACUGGUCCUCAUUGUGACAUACCUCGUCAAUGGUACAAUCUAAUAGCUGAUCUUCCUGUUAAACCUCCUCCACCUUUACAUCCAAAGACACAUGAGCCAGUCAAGCCUGAGGACUUGUCUCCUUUGUUUCCUGAUGAGUUGAUUAAACAAGAGGCAAGCACUGACCGGUUCAUUGAUAUCCCAGAAGAGGUUCUUGACAUUUAUCAGCUUUGGCGCCCUACCCCCUUGAUAAGGGCUAAGAGGCUGGAGAAGUUGCUCAAAACACCAGCUAGAAUCUAUUACAAAUAUGAAGGUGUGAGCCCAGCCGAUCACACAAGCCAAACACUGCAGUACCACAGGUCUGGCGUCCAGAAUCUUGUGACAGAAACUGGAGCUGGCCAAUGGGGCAGUUCACUUGCUUUUGCGUGCAGCCUAUUUGGGCUCAACUGCGAGGUAUGGCAAGUCCGUGCAUCGUUCGACCAAAAGCCCUACCGCAAACUGAUGAUGCAGACUUGGGGUGCCAAAGAUCCUUCAAAUGGAUCCAGAAAGCCCAGGAGUUUAGGAAUAGCAAUCUCAGAAGCUGUGGAAGUUGCAGCUAUGAAUCCAGAUACCAAGUACUGUCUGGGAAGUGUUCUAAACCAUGUUUUGCUGCACCAGACAGUUAUAGGGGAGGAAUGUAUAAAGCAGAUGGAGGCUAUAGGUGAGACUCCGGAUGUGAUCAUUGGAUGUACUGGUGGUGGAUCAAACUUUGCGGGGCUUUCUUUUCCCUUUAUUCGAGAGAAGCUGAAGGGAAAAAUUAAUCCUCUUAUAAGAGCAGUUGAACCUGCAGCUUGCCCAUCUCUGACGAAGGGUGUCUAUACCUAUGAUUAUGGUGAUACGGCAGGACUGACUCCCCUAAUGAAGAUGCACACUCUUGGGCACGAUUUUGUACCAGACCCUAUUCAUGCUGGGGGUUUGCGCUAUCAUGGCAUGGCACCACUGAUUUCUCAUGUGUAUGAUUUGGGCUUCAUGGAAGCCCUUGCAAUACCUCAGACUGAAUGCUUUCAAGGGGCAAUACAAUUUGCAAGAUCAGAAGGUCUGAUACCCGCGCCAGAACCAACUCAUGCCAUAGCCGCUGCCAUCAGGGAAGCUAUCCACUGCAGAGAGACUGGAGAAUCAAAGGUUAUUCUGAUGGCAAUGUGUGGACAUGGCCAUUUCGACCUAGCAUCUUAUGAGAAAUACCUUCAAGGAAGCAUGGUAGAUUUGUCUUUUGAGGAGGAGAAGAUACAGGCUGCACUGGCCAACAUUCCUCAGCUCGCAAUCUGA
Molecule: messenger RNA, 1368 nt
Organism: Thlaspi arvense
Lineage: Eukaryota; Viridiplantae; Streptophyta; Magnoliopsida; Brassicales; Brassicaceae
Source: the annotation of a GenBank genome assembly